CCGAGUCAUAACCAAUCAUUACAAACACGAAACCACCUGCUGGGAUUGCGACCCUGAUAUAUUUAGUACAACUGUUAUCAUUAACAACAAAGUCGUUGUAGUAUAGUGGUAAGUAUUCCCGCCUGUCACGCGGGUGACCCGGGUUCGAUACCCGGCAACGGCGCACUAUUUUUAUUAUCAAGACAUAUCUCUGCGAUGCAUUUGAGGGUUUUUUGAAGAUUGCUCCACCAUUGCUCAAAGUUCGCUUCAAAGACGGAAAAUUCGGUGUACUAAUGUAAAUCGAUUCACCUAAUCAUUCUUCGUCACCGUCUACCACUAUUUCUGCAAGUCUCCCAUUUUAGUUACUCUCGCUGAUUUAGAGUCUAGAAUUCAGUUUCUUUUCUUUUUCUUCUUUAAGGGUUUCUCUUGGAUUUAACAAAAAAAAAAGUAUGGAUAGAAUCAGUGAUCUACCAGAUGAGAUUCUUCACCACAUUGGUUCCUUUCUCUCCGCAAAGGAAGCUGCUUUCGCUACUCUUCUCUCAAAACGGUGGCGUACUCUCUUCAUCAUCAUACCAAACCUUCACUUCAGUGGCUCACUUACACGUGCAGCAGGAGGACGUUUCAAGGAUUUUGCGGAUGGAGUAUUGGCUCUACCUGUCAGCUCUCGCGUCAGGACAUUCUCUCUCAAAUUUAACAUGUCGCUCGGUGCGAAGACCUUAUCAACCGUUGUCUACGUCACGUGUUUUCAAGAACCAAAACACCACGGUUCAACACGUGACGGAGACUACAUGUUUGGGAAAUGGUGCUCCACCGUGUCUAGUACGACCCUUAAGAGACUUACUAUUCGACGUAGGGAGUGGUUUUCUUAUGAUGAAACUGACGAGGAGAACAUUAGAGUUGAUUCUCGGUGUCUUACCCAUGAGUUUGAUUACGUUAGCUUCCAUACUCCUGCUCUAACCUACUUGGAGUAUUCUGACUAUGUUCCCAAGGAGUAUCUAAUUGUUAAUCUCAACUCCCUUGUUGAAGCUAAUCUCAACCUUUGGGUUGAUGAGGAAGGUGUCUGGAGGCCUUACCAUGCAACUACUUUCAAUCCCAUGACUCUUAUUAAUGGUUUAAAAAACGUUGCGAUUUUGAGCUUAACCAGUGAAGCUGUGGAGAUGUUUGAUGUCUUGAAUGAAUCAAUCCCAAUGUUUGUAAUGGUGUCUCAGUUAUCUCUUGGCCUUUCUGAACGAUGUUGGUUUUCUCUAACAAAUGUGAUAAAGAAAUUUCCAAAUCUAAAGACUCUCAUCAUCGAGGGUUCCGUGCACUAUGAUUAUUCAGAGUAUUCUUGCCUAUUGUCUUGUCCGGUGGAGGUCCUGAAGAUAAACGAGUACUAUGGUUCUGUCAACGAGCUUGAACAAACGAAUCAUUUCUUGGGAAAGUUGCCACGCCUUGAGCUGGUGGAGGUUUGUGCUCAGGAGACAUCUAGUGAAGCAAAGCUGCAAAAGUGCAAAUCAUGGCCGAGCUACUAAUGAUUCCAAGAGCUUCGUCCAAGUGCAAAAUCCAGGUCGAGUUUUUUCCAGAUAGUUAGUUACUAGGACUAGCAAAAUCUAAUGUUUUCUACUUUUGGUUAAGUAUGUUUGGAAGUUGUUGGAUACAUGAUGUAUGUUGGUUCAGCUAGGAUUUGUCAUUAGGAUACAAUUUAGUCCUAAGUAUUGUUGACAUAAGAAGACCUUGUUUGUUUUGUUUCUUCA
Molecule: messenger RNA, 1712 nt
Organism: Brassica napus (rape)
Lineage: Eukaryota; Viridiplantae; Streptophyta; Magnoliopsida; Brassicales; Brassicaceae
Product: F-box/LRR-repeat protein At3g62440-like
Exons: 4
Coding region: 429-1490 (353 amino acids)
Molecular function (GO): protein binding
Source: RefSeq, a predicted model, not a curated record